This is a messenger RNA of Actinia tenebrosa (Australian red waratah sea anemone), 490 nucleotides long. RefSeq names its product BET1-like protein. NCBI's taxonomy places the organism in Eukaryota, Metazoa, Cnidaria, Anthozoa, Actiniaria, Actiniidae. The record is from RefSeq and is a predicted model, not a curated record.
GUAAAGGGCCUGUUUAAAAAACAAUAAUUCAAUAUGGCGUCUUCACAUUGGGGAAACUCAAGAGGGAAUAAAAAUGAUGAUAAGAUGGACAAAAUAAUGGAAUCAGAGAACAACAGAUUGGUGGAUAACCUAUCAAAUAAAGUAUCAAUGCUAAAAGGGAUAGCAAUAGACAUUGACAGAGAAUCAAAACAGCAAAAUAAAUAUCUCGGUGGGAUGGGCGAUGAUUUUGGUGGUGCAGCUGGCCUACUUACUGGAAGUGCACAAAGACUAUCUCAUAUGAUCGCUUCUGGGAAAUCAAAUAGAAAGCUUAUGUGCUACAUCAUUGCAGGGCUUGUUUUUUUGUUUGUCGUAUUAUAUUAUGGACUGGGUAGAGCGGUCAAAUAGUCAAUGGGAAAAGCCAAGAGUGUAAAUAAAUUUAUGUACAUUUUAGAGAUUUUUUUAUGUAAUGUGAUAAUCAACGUUUAAGUAAUUACACUUGCCUCUCACCUCU